GCUCGGCGGCGGCGGGAGGUUGCGGGCGGCUGGCUGCGGCCGGGGAUGGUCCAGCGGGCGCGAUGGCCCCCGCCAUGCAGCCGGCCGAGCUCCAGUUCGCCCAGCGGCUGGCGUCCCACGAGAAGGGAAUCCGGGACCGGGCGGUGAAGAAGCUGCGCCAGUACAUCAGCGUGAAGACGCAGAGAGAGACAGGAGGUUUCAGUCAAGAAGAACUUCUAAAAAUAUGGAAAGGGCUCUUCUAUUGCAUGUGGGUGCAGGAUGAACCCCUCCUACAGGAGGAGCUAGCGGACACUAUUUCCCAACUCGUCCACGUUGUUAACAACUCAGAGGCCCAACACCUGUUCAUUCAAACCUUUUGGCAAACGAUGAAUCGGGAGUGGAAGCAGAUAGACCGGCUGCACUUGGGCAAAUACUGUAUGCUGAUCCGUCUGGUCCUGAGGCAGUCCUUUGAAGUUCUGAAGAGACAUGGCUGGGAAGAAAGCCGAAUCAAGCUCUUCCUCGAUGUCUUGAUGAAAGAAAUCCUGCAUCCUGAGAGCCAGUCUCCGAAUGGAGUCAAGUUCCACUUCAUAGAUAUUUAUCUGGAUGAACUGUCCAAAGUGGGAGGGAAAGAGCUUUUGGCAGAUCAGAAUCUCAAGUUUAUUGAUCCAUUCUGCAAAAUUGCUGCCAAGACUAAGGACCAGACGUUGGUGCAGACGAUAGCGAGGGGUGUUCUUGAAGUCAUCGUAGACCAGUCUCCUUUCGGACCCGAAGAGACCCUCGAACAGAAAACUCAAGGGGGUGAGAGCGAGUUCUCCGAAGAAGAGAUGCCUGAAAACAAGACGGCGUGGAGAAAACCAGUCCGUAAAAAGAAGCCGGCGCUGGGCAAGCACCACUCCAGAAAGGACGGGGUCCACGACGACGGGGAGAGAGGCGGUGGGCACCUGGAGGACGCUGGGCCCCUGCUCCAGUUCGACUACAAGGCUGUUGCUGACCGACUCCUGGAAAUCACCAACAAGAAGAACAUCCCUCCCUUCAACAGGAAGCGUCUCUCCAAACUCAUCAAAAAGUUUCAGGAUCUCUCCGAAGGCGGUGUAUCUCCACUCAGUUUUGCCGAGGCUAUUUCUGCUGAUGAAGAUGACCGAACCCUCAACCAAGGAAGGCAUAAGAAAAAAGGAAAUAAACUUGUAGAGGAAAAGGAGCUGGAGAAAGAGAAAGGAAACAGGUUCUUUCUUGCUGAGGAAGAGGGGAGCGAAGCCAGCGUUCAGAAGAGAAAAAGGAAGAAAAAGAAGAAGAACCACCUCCAGCCUGAACAUUUAGGGUCGGGGACGGAAGCCAUGCCCCCAGAACAGAAUGGGGGUGGCGAGCCAGGGGCCGGCGCGGGCCGAGCCCCGAAGACACCGGUGGCGGAGCCAGAGACAGCGGCCGCCCCUGGCCCCCAGGAGCAGAGUGGCACGGAGCCUGCCGCAGCGCUCAGCAGGAGGAAGCGGCCCCGGAAGAGGAACCCCGGGGUGCAGGGCGGGAGCGAGGAGUCUGCGUCACCACCACCUCUGGAGGACACGGCCCCCGGUGGCCCCGGCAGCGCCCAUGCUCAGGACCUGGCUCCGCGAGCUUCCCCGGCCAGCAGGGCCCUGGUCCCGAAGAGGAAGCGGAAACUCGGAGCCCUCCCGGUCAACGGCAGCGGCACCCCCGCGCUGGCCUGGCCCCCGCCCCCGGGCGGGAGGCUGAAGAAAAAGAAGGGGGAGCCCGGCAGCCUCGACCUGUACGGCCCGUCCAGCCCGUCCAGUCAGAAAGCUGCCAUCUUGAAAAAGAGGAAGAGGAUGAAGGAGAUGUCUAAGUCAGUAGCGUGCGGCGGCGUGUUGGAGUCCGAGGCCAGGCUCGUCCAGGCUCUGGGAGGCGGGGGUGCUUUCAGCCCCUUGAAGAAGCAGCAGCUGAGGGCAGAGAAUGACUUUGUGAGGUUCGACACCCCCUUCUUACCAAAGCCGCUGUUCUUCAGAAAAGCCAAGGGCAGCGCCACUCCAGCCUCUGCGCCCCGUGCCGUGCAGCGAGACAAGACGCCAUCCAGUUCCAAGAAAGUCACCUUCGGGCUGAACAGAAACAUGACUGCAGAAUUCAAGAAGACAGACAAGAGCAUCCUGGUCAGUCCCACCGGCCCCUCCCGAGUGGCCUUCAACCCUGAGCAGAGACCCCUCCAUGGAGUGCUAAAGACCCCCACGAGCUCACCCACCAGCACCCCCCUGGGGACCAAGACGCUGCUGACCGCCACGCCAAAGAGAAGGCCGACGGCUAUGGACUUCUUUUAGGGUAGUAGCAGGGUCCUUUUAAAGACUGUGUUUGUACAGAUAGUCUAUAAAUUAUAACUUUAAAAAGGUGCGGCCUUUUUUAUUGUUUUAUAAAUCCCCGUAAAUUGUAUUAACGAGGUUCUGAGCGGGAGCUGCUGCUUCUCCAUCCCUUCUGCGGGGGCUGUGGGCGUCUGGCUGAAGGUUUUGCUACAAACGCCAUUGGUGUGUGAGGUCUCCG
Neomonachus schauinslandi (Hawaiian monk seal) is the source of this 2496-nucleotide messenger RNA. It is a transcript of the gene RRP1B, whose product is annotated as ribosomal RNA processing 1B. The coding region runs from base 63 to 2279 and encodes 738 amino acids. The record is from RefSeq and is a predicted model, not a curated record. Gene Ontology annotation, cellular component: preribosome, large subunit precursor; preribosome, small subunit precursor; nucleus. Lineage: Eukaryota; Metazoa; Chordata; Mammalia; Carnivora; Phocidae. Gene Ontology annotation, biological process: rRNA processing. The transcript is spliced from 16 exons.